GUGGCCCCUGCGCAUCCCUAGAACGCACUCCGCUCUCAGCAAGAGACUCAGAACGUGGGUCCCAGUGUGUUUUCACUCGGGAUUGAGUAAACGCGGUUCUGUUGUGUAUCAUAAUAUCGUGUGCAUGCGGCUUAUGGAUGAACUGAUGCUGAAUGCAUCAUUCACAUUUUACUCACUUGACCUAUAAAAUUUAAAUAGAAUCGACAAAGUAAAAGAGAGAUCAUUUUUUACAAUCAACUAUUCAACUAUUGAAAUUUCUCUCAUGUGUUUUUUUAUAUUUUCCUAAUAUCCAAGAUAUUAAAGUAAUGACUUUCAAAAGUGAGUGAGUGAUGUGCUGUUUUAUAGUUUGACUAAUCAAGUGCUUUCUUGUGAUAAGGAAAAUUGUGAGUUAGGAAAUUUCAUCGAGCCGCUAUCAUUGCCAUGAUAAUGAGUUUUGGAGCUCAUUUCGUCACCGGAUUGUUGUCCUUGGUCAGGUUAGCGUGAGCCAACCCCCGGAAAGUGUGCGCGACAAUAGGACGUGCGAUAUCAUAAUCUGAUCAGUAAAUAUCGACCGCUCGAAAAAUGGUUGAGGCCUAAGGUCUAAAUUUAUUGGAAUUCCCUGAGAGAGAUAUAAAGAGCUUUCUGUCCUUUUAAAUCCAAAAUGCACACCCUCUUCGGAGAGCAGAAUGCCUACUACCGGCACGCGACAGCCGUGCCUGUAGGUAUGGGGACACCUUCGUACCCGAGCGUCGGCGCCACUCCCGGAUAUUACGAACAAUACCGCUACGGGAGUUAUGCGACGGCCGCUGGCUACCCAGUUACGGGGAUUUCCCAGCAACAGUUUCACCAUCCGGGGAAGGACAUGGUGAAGCCACCUUUCUCCUACAUCGCCUUAAUUGCCAUGGCAAUUCAACACGCCCCAGACAAGAAAAUUACCCUCAACGGUAUCUAUCAGUACAUAAUGGAGAGAUUUCCCUACUACAGAGAGAACAAACAAGGCUGGCAAAACUCGAUCAGGCACAAUCUCAGUCUUAAUGAGUGCUUCGUCAAAGUUCCCAGGGACGACAAGAAACCCGGGAAGGGCAGCUACUGGUCUCUGGACCCAGACAGCUACAACAUGUUUGAUAACGGCUCUUAUCUCCGAAGGCGAAGACGUUUCAAGAAAAAGGACGCUCUCAAAGAGAAGGAGGAGGCAAUGAAGCGGCAAGGGUUGGUCCAGGAGAAGCGAUCCGAAGAUAACAAGCCUGCGAGUAUAGGUGUCUUAUCCACCUCCGACAAUUCCACGAAGAAAAUCUUAGAAUCCGGACUUUGUAAGCCGAAAAGAGAGCCAAUUAACGAUCCCAGCGGAUCUCACUGUAUGAUCAGUAAGUACGCUCAUGCUCCAAUUCAGGAGAACAAAAAUUCCAGUACAACUCAAAGUGUCAUUCAAAGCGCUCUCGGACCCCAUUCGGUGCACCAAGUGCACCAGGAGCCCAUUCAAGAUGUCGCGAUGGGAUUGGAUCCAACGAGUUUCAGUGUCGAUGCCUUGAUGACGAACCGGGAAAAUGGAACCAUGAUGAACAAUUCGACGAGAGACCAUCAGCAUCACGCUCAUCAUCAUUCGCAUGGACUUCAGCAUUCGCACGGACACCCACAUUCCUUAAUGGCCGCAUCGAGGGACUCCAUGGGAAGCCUCGGCACCAGGGACCUUUCCAUAGCAGCCACGACGACCACCACCACGACGGCGGCCGUUGCCGCGAUGAUGGCCUCCUCGGGAUACGGGCACGUCACGACCACCAGGGGAAACCCCUCGCCACCCACUUCCAUGUACGCUCCCUACUGUCCCUCUGGGUACAUCAUGGACCACACCGAGUACAACUCCUCGUCCAGGAAUCCCAACAACACGGGGCACACCCAGUGGUACCAAGAGGCUGCGAGUCCUGAUGCUGCCACCAUCUACCAAGAGACUCAGUCUCCCAGCUGCCAACUAUACAGAUCUAGCCCUCCAACAUCUCUUUCAUCAGGCGCAGCACCAUCACCACCAUUGUAUCAUAGAUAUUAUCAAGACUGUAACGCCGUUAAUGCAAGUGGAAACUUACCAAUCACGUUGCAUAAAUACUGAGAAUACCGAAAUUCAAGGUCUCAUCGAGACCUUGAAGGCCCUAUCAAUCACUAUGAUCCCAACCUUGUAUACGUGAAACAAGAAUGGAUCCCAGUUCAUACGUCCGAAGAACUAUCAAAAGAAUGGAACUAAAAUUUAUUAGUUAAAAAUAUUUUCCCCUCAAUUUAUCAAAGUUUCAAACUAGAAAAUUUAUUUAUCGCAAAUACCCGUGUAGAAAUUUAACCAUGGCCCAAAUAGGGGCCAGAUCUUUUGAUCAUUGUGUAGGCCAUAACAUGGCAUGAAUCACCUUCCCAGAUCGGGCCCAAGUCUGGCCAGACUUGGGCCCGAUCUGGGAAGGUGAUUCAUGCCAUGUUGUGGCCUAAAUAUGGCAAUUUCUACACGGGUAAAACUUAUUUUUACCUAUUCUUGCUUAUAUGGAAAACAAUGAAAUUAAUACUUCUUUCCAAAAGCUUAUAAAAGAAAAAAGUUAUUUGAAAUCCUUUAAAAAUCGCAUAAAUUUUCUAUGGCUUACAAUAAUGAAUUACUAUGUUGACACUGAAGCAUACUUUUAUACAUAUACUAUACAUUCUUUAUGAAAACUUUUAAAAAGUGAUGAGAAUUCUCUUGCAAGUAUAACAUAUUACUCAUGUGUAAAAAUAUUCAUCACCUGAGCAAAUGUCUUUCCUGACCUUACCCAAUCGGUAUUCAAAUUUAGCAGUAAAAUUAUAUUAUAUAUUGAAUUCGUAAAAAUUUAAUGGUCUGGCUUUCUGCAAAUAUUUUUAGUUUCAAUCCUUAAA
Leptopilina heterotoma is the source of this 2856-nucleotide messenger RNA. RefSeq names its product fork head domain-containing protein crocodile (gene croc). Gene Ontology annotation, molecular function: RNA polymerase II cis-regulatory region sequence-specific DNA binding; DNA-binding transcription factor activity, RNA polymerase II-specific. NCBI's taxonomy places the organism in Eukaryota, Metazoa, Arthropoda, Insecta, Hymenoptera, Figitidae. Gene Ontology annotation, biological process: cell differentiation; regulation of transcription by RNA polymerase II; anatomical structure morphogenesis. The coding region runs from base 641 to 2080 and encodes 479 amino acids. The transcript is spliced from 2 exons. The record is from RefSeq and is a predicted model, not a curated record.